GAGGAGGCGAUGGAGGGGCUUCUUGGCGAGGAGGCCGGGCGGUUCGAGGAGAUGAAGCGUGGGUACGAGACGCGGCUGCGCGCACUGCAGAGCGAGAGCGACGCCACGCUUGCUGCGUCCACGGACGAGAUCGCUGCGCUGCGGCGCCUGGUGGCGGAGCUGCAGGAGCGCCUCGCGGCCAAGGAGACGGAGUGCGCAGACCUUGCGGACCGGCUGAGUGCGUUACAGGCGAAGUACGACGCCGACACUUGCGCCAGCCAGCGCGUGCGCAGCGAGCUGGAGGCGCAGCUUGAGGAGCUGCGCAACCGGAGCGAGGAGCGCGAUGAGCAGCUCGCGAUGGUAGAGGCGCAGCUAGAGGAGUCGGAGAGGCAGGUGAGCGAGCUGACGAAGCGCCAGGAGCAGCUGAUGCGCGAAGAAGAGACGCUAAGGGCUACCGUGGAGCGACUGACCGUGGCUAUGGAAAGCACCGAGGAGAUGCUGCAGGAGACGUCCGCCAAGCUCGCCGACACCGAGGAGACGCUGCAGCAGACGUCCGCCAAGCUCGCCGACACCGAGGAGACACUGCAGGAGACGUCCGCCAAGCUCGCCGACACCGAGGAGACGCUGCAGGAGACGUCCGCCAAGCUUGCCGACACCGAGGAGACGCUGCAGGAGACGUCCGCCAAGCUCGCCGACACCGAGGAGACGCUGCAGGAGACGUCCGCUAAGCUUGCCGACACCGAGGAGACGCUGCAGGAGACGUCCGCCAAGCUUGCCGACACCGAGGAGACGCUGCAGGAGACGUCCGCCAAGCUCGCCGACACCGAGGAGACACUGCAGGAGACGUCCGCCAAGCUCGCCGACACCGAGGAGACGCUGCAGGAGACGUCCGCCAAGCUCGCCGACACCGAGGAGACGCUGCAGGAGACGUCCGCCAAGCUCGCCGACACCGAGGAGACGCUGCAGGAGACGUCCGCCAAGCUUGCCGACACCGAGGAGACGCUGCAGGAGACGUCCGCCAAGCUUGCCGACACCGAGGAGACGCUGCAGGAGACGUCCGCCAAGCUCGCCGACACCGAGGAGACGCUGCAGGAGACGUCCGCCAAGCUCGCCGACACCGAGGAGACGCUGCAGGAGACGUCCGCCAAGCUCGCCGACACCGAGGAGACGCUGCAGGAGACGUCCGCCAAGCUCGCCGACACCGAGGAGACACUGCAGCAGACGUCCGCCAAGCUCGCCGACACCGAGGAGACACUGCAGGAGACGUCCGCCAAGCUCGCCGACACCGAGGAGACGCUGCAGGAGACGUCCGCCAAGCUCGCCGACACCGAGGAGACGCUGCAGGAGACGUCCGCCAAGCUCGCCGACACCGAGGAGACGCUGCAGCAGACGUCCGCCAAGCUCGCUGACACCGAGGAGACGCUGCAGGAGACGUCCGCCAAGCUCGCCGACACCGAGGAGACGCUGCAGGAGACGUCCGCCAAGCUCGCCGACACCGAGGAGACGCUGCAGGAGACGUCCGCCAAGCUCGCCGACACCGAGGAGACGCUGCAGCAGACGUCCGCCAAGCUCGCUGACACCGAGGAGACGCUGCAGGAGACGUCCGCCAAGCUCGCCGACACCGAGGAGACACUGCAGCAGACGUCCGCCAAGCUCGCCGACACCGAGGAGACGCUGCAGCAGACGUCCGCCAAGCUCGCCGACACCGAGGAGACACUGCAGCAGACGUCCGCCAAGCUCGCCGACACCGAGGAGACGCUGCAGCAGACGUCCGCCAAGCUCGCCGACACCGAGGAGACGCUGCAGGAGACGUCCGCCAAGCUCGCCGACACCGAGGAGACGCUGCAGCAGACGUCCGCCAAGCUCGCCGACACCGAGGAGACGCUGCAGGAGACGUCCGCCAAGCUCGCCGACACCGAGGAGACGCUGCAGGAGACGUCCGCCAAGCUCGCCGACACCGAGGAGACGCUGCAGGAGACGUCCGCCAAGCUCGCCGACACCGAGGAGACACUGCAGCAGACGUCCGCCAAGCUCGCCGACACCGAGGAGACGCUGCAGCAGACGUCCGCCAAGCUCGCUGACACCGAGGAGACGCUGCAGGAG
Molecule: messenger RNA, 2082 nt
Organism: Leishmania mexicana MHOM/GT/2001/U1103
Lineage: Eukaryota; Euglenozoa; Kinetoplastea; Trypanosomatida; Trypanosomatidae
Exons: 1
Source: RefSeq, a predicted model, not a curated record